CCUGCCCGCGGUCCGCUGCCAGGGGAGGGCUGCGCGGCGAAGUUACUCCGGGGAAUGACUCAGCCCGUACUUUCGGCCGGGCGCAGCGUGCGGCAGCGCCGUGUUGGCCGGUGCGCUGCCGCCGUUUCCAGUGCUUACUUAUCGCUGCUCCCGAGGAAGCGUGUGCCGAGCUUUCCCCCGUUGUUUUCUCGUUACUGCUUGUGAGCGCGCUGUCAGGCGGCUCUGCGGGGCUGAGCUGCUGCUCGUCCUCAGUGCCCCCGGAGUUGUGAGUGACUGCUGGCUGAGGGUAAAGGGGCGUGUGGGACAGCUGCAGGGACAGAUCCUUGUGACGCCUCAUCUUUAUCUAGAGAUUAAAACGAUAAAUUGUGCCUAAAACCAAAAUACUGAGAAACAACCUCCAAGUGUUAGUUUGUUUUUUUUUUUUUUCCCUCCGUAAGCUGUAAUGAUCUCUUAUUUAUUUAUUGAGGAAAGACUUUUUGUCUGAAGAAGGAUGUUCUAUCAAUGAGCCAUUUGAUGAGUUCACAUUGAAAGUUUCACCUUUGCCUCAUUAUGGGAGGGAAGGAGGAGGUCACGUGUUGUUUCUGCCCCUAUGUAAAUGUGUGAAGUAGUUGGCAUGGCAGCCUUCAGGGAAGAUGCUCUUGAAAUUGGUUGGUUCACUGCGCAGGAGAAGAUAUCUCACCUCUGUUGGAAAGAUAAUGCAGGGGCAGCUCCCAGUUGAGGUUCAUGUUGUUGGGCAGUAUUUUUAGGAUGCUAGGUACAAAAAGUACUUCAAUAAAGGAAACAUUGAUAUGUUUAAGUUGUAAACUUCUUAAAAAAAAAAAAAAAGAGCAAAAGCCUAAAACAGUCUAGCACCUUGGAUGCUUUUAGAAGAUAAAGCAAAUGAACAAAGAACUGUGUUAUCUAUUUCCACAUAAGCUAUAGUGCCAAGGAAAGCAUACAAGAAAGAAAUGAGACAUGUUACUCACUAAGUUUAGUUUAAAUAAAACUCUGCAGAGGCCAUCUAAAGCUCAGAAUGGUUUUAUUUUAUUAUACUGGGAGUAGUGAAGAAAAAAAUAACUUACAAAUGUGGGGUAAGGGCCUUCAGCUAUGCCAGUUAUAGAUCCAAAAAUACAAGCAGGAACUUCGGGAUAAUGCAUUAGUAAGUGUAGUGUAAUGCAUUAGUGUAAGGUAGACUUAACUGCAAUUUGGACGUGUAUUACCAUUGUGCAGUUUGUGUACUUUUUUGGUUUUCUGUUUUUUUUUUUUUUCUUUGUAAGCAAAACCAAGUUGUGCUGUAGUCUGUUGACCCAGCCUUCUGCUUGACACAGAUUUGGGUUAGUAGUCUCUGGGAUCCUACUCAUGGGGCUGGCUCUGUCCCCAUGUCAUGUUACUACAUUUAUAAUUAGAAGCAUACGAGGCAGACUUGCAUUUACUGGAGAAAAGGACAUUGAUUAUUUUGUGGUCUUUUGUGGUGUCUGGUUAGACGUUGCUUGUCUCUGCGUGAGAUCUGAAUGCAGCUAAGAUUAUGUACAGUUCCAGGAGACUUAAGGUGAAAAAUAUAGUUUCUAAACCAUGCGUAAACCUGCAGUUUCAAUUAUUGUGAUUAAAUAGGGUAGGUCUAUAUGGAAGGAGAGGAAUAGCGUGUGUAUUCUUCUGCUCCUUUUGAUAAGACGGUGACAGAGUGGGAUUGUUUAACAGAAAUCUUCACUAUCUUAAACUGUAGUGUUGGUGGUUGUCAGUGUGAUCCUUAGACCCUUGUUUUUAAUCUAGCAGGUAGUUUGAGUAGAAGGCUGACUUAGAACAGUGUGAAGAUCUAGAGAUUUUUUUGUUGCACGGAGUGGAUUUGCUUGUAUAUUACAGUCAAGUGAAACAAGUCAAAAUGAAAAACUGUUGUCUGAGGUGGGUGCUGUGAGCCAUAGCAUGCAUACCCGGCUGUCAUCUGAGCUACUCCAGAGCCAUUUGGACACUGUCCCAGCUGUCAUGCCUCUCCUACAUGUGUAUUGCACAAGAGGAGUUGUGCUCCUGAUGCUGGGUUCACAGCUACGUGAUAUUACUUGAGGAAUUUCUGAAGAGGAAAGUGAAAUGGUAGAAAGGUGAAAUUCUUCAAAAAAUUGCCAACUUUGCUCUAGACCAUAAACUAUUGAUAUUCUCAGCAGUAGUGAUCAGUGAAGUAGCAAACACUUGGCUAUAAGAAGCAUGCUUAUAAUAAUAUUGUGUACCACCUGAUUGAAUGCACUGAUACCAAACAGGCAAAAAAAGUAUCACUAAUAUGGAAAUUACUAACCUAGCUGCUAGAGUUAGUGUGCAUUUUGUAGCUGAUUUGUCAGAGUAAUGGUUUGGGUAAACAUUUUGAAAGACUCUCAUGUGGUCUCUUAGUCAUAAAAAUGAUUGAUGAUUGAGAAGUCACUGACAGUAACUUAUUUUAUGAACUAGUAAAGGAUUCUGUGGCUAUUGUGAAAGUCACUUGUCUAUGAAUUAACUUCUAUUUCAGAUAUACUUUUAAUUUAGUUUUGAGUUCAGUUGAAAGGAAAGUUGGAAGACGUUGGGUGUUUCCCUCUGUGAGAAGAACUGGUCGUAGAUUCAGCAAUGCUUUAUAAAGCCAGUGGUAUUUUAAUGCAUCUAAGUUGUUAAUAAUAAAUAAUAUCUAAAUCUGAAUUCUUGGCGGUUGUUGAUAGAAAUAUCAAAACAGAUUUAUUGAUUUAAAAUUUUCACUCAGAUUCAGAUGGGGCUGAUCGCUGUUGACUGACCAGGAGAACUACCGGCUGUCAGGAAAAUUCUUGCUUAUCUUCUGUCUGCCUACAGAUCUUCUCUGGUUUUGAACAGCCAUGCUACUCGGUUGCCAAAAUCAAGUACAGCAAAUGCACAUUUAUUCUCUUGUAUUUGAAGAAGGUGAUAGCUUCGUGUAGCGCCUGAAGUUCCUAAAUGAUUUUAGCAGUGGAAGUGAUAAACUUCAGAAACCUAAAGAAAUCAUCAUGAAGCUAUAUGUAUUUCUGGUCAACACUGGAACUACCCUUACCUUCGACACAGAGCUUGCUGUACAAAACGUGGCUGAUCUGAAACAUGCAAUACAAGCAAAGUAUAAGAUUGCCAUUCAGCACCAGGUAUUGGUUGUCAAUGGAGGAGAAUGUAUGGCUCCAGACAGAAGAGUGUGUAGUUACAGUGCUGGAACAGACACCAACCCAAUUUUCUUAUUCAACAAAGAAAUGAUUUUGUGCGAGCGUCCACCAGCCAUCCCCAAAACCACGUUUUCAGCAGAGAAUGAGAUGGAAUUGAAAGUGGAAGAAUCUCUCAUGAUGCCUGCAGUUUUUCAUACAGUGGCAUCACGAACACAGCUUGCUGUGGAAAUGUACGAAGUUGCCAAGAAGCUUUGCUCAUUUUGUGAAGGUCUUGUACACGAUGAACAUCUUCAACAUCAAGGCUGGGCUGCCAUAAUGGCCAACUUGGAAGACUGUACAUACUCUUAUCAAAAGCUGCUUUUCAAGUUUGAAAAUGUAUAUUCAAGCUAUUUGCAGUCCAUAGAAGAUAUUAAGUUGAAACUUACACACUUGGGUUCUGCUGUCUCUGUCAUGGCCAAGAUACCACUGCUGGAGUGCCUAACACGACAUAGUUACAGGGAGUGCUUAGGAAGACUGGAUUCAUCAGCAGAGCAUGGAGUGGUGGAAAGUGAAGAAACUGAGAAUGGGAAAUCUUCUGAACUGGUGCUUUAUUCUGAUGUAUCUAAAGUGAACAAUAAAUCAAUGUUAGCAUCGUUUUGCAAGUCAGUUGAACAUGCAGCUUUAGAAGACACAAAUCCUGAAAAUGUAAAAGACGAUAAGGAGUCUGGUCAAAAUACUACUGUCCAGGACAAUGAAACAUCAGUAGAACUGAAAGAUGAUGAUCAGCCUUCCUUCAAUGUGUCUUUAUUAGACUGGAUAAAUGUUCAAGACAGACCUAAUGAUGUUGAAUCACUGGUCAGAAAAUGUUUUGAUUCUAUGAGCAGGCUUGAUCCAAGGAUCAUCCAGCCCUUUUUGGCAGAAUGUCGACAAACUAUUGCCAAACUAGAUAAUCAGAACAUGAAGGCUAUUAAAGGCCUUGAGGAUAGGCUCUAUGCAUUGGACCAGAUGAUAGCAAGUUGCAGCAGACUGGUAAAUGAACAAAAAGAACUUGCUCAGGGAUUUUUGGCUAAUCAGAAGAGAGCUGAGAACUUGAAAGAUCCUUCUGUGCUGCCUGAUUUGUGUUUGAGUCAUGCAAAUCAGUUGAUGAUUAUGUUAACUAAUCACAGAAAGCUGUUAGAUAUUAAACAGAAAUGUACCACUGCCAAACAGGAGCUUGCAAAUAACCUACAAGUCAGACUAAAGUGGUGUUGUUUUGUAAUGCUUCAUGCUGACCAAGAUGGAGAGAAACUGCAAGCAUUGCUUCGUCUUGUGACAGAACUCCUAGAGAGGGUCAAGGUUGUAGAGGCUCUCAGUACUGUUCCUCAGAUGUACUGUCUAGCUGUCGUUGAGGUUGUGAGGAGAAAAAUGUUCAUAAAACACUACAGGGAGUGGGCAGGUGCUUUAAUAAAUGAUGGGAAACACCUAUAUGAAGCUGAAAGGGCAAAAAGAGAAUCUUUUGGUAAACUGUUCAGGAAGUCUUUUCUUAGGAAUCGCUUGUUCAGAGGACUUGAUUCCUGGCCUCCAUCCUUUUGUACAAGAAAACCUCGCAGAUUUGACAGUGAGCUUCCAGAUAUCUCAUUAAGUGACUUGCAAUUUUUGCAGUCUUUUUGUCCUUCAGAAGUUCAGCCAUUACUCAGGGUUCCAAUACUUUGUGACUUUGAACCUCUUCACCAGCAUGUACGUGCUUUACAUAACCUGGUAAAAGCAGCACAGAGUUUGGAUGAAAUGUCACAAACUAUUACUGACCUGCUGAAUGAACAAAAGGCCUCCAAUAGUCAAACAUCACCACAAUCUGCUACUACACCAAGGAUGGAAAGUACAACAGGAACCACAAUUGCUACCUCUUCAAGAACUCCUCCAUCACUCAGUCUUCAGGGUCCCCUGUGUCCUCCUGUGUGCCCCCCUGCUCCACUAGAGGAACUGUCACCAGACAGCAUUGAUGCUCAUACAUUUGAUUUUGAAACUAUUGCCCACCCAAACCUGGAGCAAGCUCUCAAGCAAGGAUCAUUGGACUUGGAUUCAUUAGCAGAAAGUCCAGAAUCUGACUUUAUGUCAGCAGUAAAUGAAUUUGUAAUAGAAGAAAAUCCAGUCUCUCCUAAUGUUAUAAGUGAUCCACAGAGUCCUGAAAUGAUGGUGGAAUCUCUUUACUCUUCAGUUAUCAAUGCAAUAGACAGUAGACGUAUGCAAGACACAAGUUCUUGCGUAAAGGACAUUUCAGUAGAAAAUGCUUCUCGUAGUGUUUGCGUGGAGAAGUGUAGGGUAAUUGCUCAAGAUUCAAAAGUACAUCUAAGAGGUAUAAAAGAAGAUCUUUGUCACUUUAGAACACUUGUACAAAAAGAACAGUGUGACUUUUCUAAUUCUUUAAAAUGCACUUCUAUAGAAAUAGUAAAUACUAUUGAAAAGGUAAAACUUUCACUUGAAAAAACACUAAAAGAUAAACAUCAAAAAGAACUGCAGUCUUUGAAAAGCGAAUAUGAAACCAAAAUUAAUAAAUUACUGGAGGAUGAUGAGGAAAGCAAAAAAAAGAUUGUAAAGUUAAAAGGUGACUUGUUAGGCCUUGAAGAAGUACUUCAGAAUAAGAACGAUGAAUUUGCAAUGGUGAAAAAUGAAAAGGAAGCUGUAGUUUCCCUUCAGAAUGAAAAAGAUCAGAAGCUACAUGAAUUGGAAUGCCAAAUGGAGACACAGAAUUCUGAAAUUAAGAAACUGAGACAGUCACGAGAGAUAGUACUCGAAGACUUGAAAAAACUUCAUGUUGAAAAUGAUGAAAAACUACAACUCCUGAGGGCAGAACUCCAGAGUUUAGAACAAAGCCAUUUAAAAGAACUGGAAAACAACCUUCAGGCCAGGCAUUUACAGGAAUUUGAGAAGAUGCUUGCUGAGCACAAGGACAGUUUAGAUCAAUUAAAAAAAGAGAACCAGCAUAGACUUGAACAAAUGCAGGAAUCUCAUGCAGCAAUUGUGCAGGAGAAACAACAACAGGUAGAAGAGUUAAAACUCAAAGUUUCAGAUCUGUCUGAUUUGAGGUGCAAAUUAGAAGUUGAACUUGCCCUGAAAGAAGCAGAAACUGAUGAAAUGAAGCUUCUCUUGGAAGAAAGCCGAAACCAGCAACAAGAGACCUUAAAAUCUCAAAUUGAUAAGGAAACUGAAAGCUUAAAAAAAGAGAUAGAGAAAUUAAACAGUAAGAUACAAGUUAGCAGUGAUGAAUAUCAAGUGGGCUUAUCAGAACUAAGAACUUUAAUGACAAUUGAGAAAGAUCAAUGCAUUUCCGAGCUAGUUGACAGAUAUGAAGAAGAAUCCAAUUUGCUUAGAACUGAACUAAACAAAGUAACGGUUCUGCAUCAAAAAACUUCUGAAGCAGAAAAAAGACUUUCGGAUCAAAUAACAGAACUGCAGUGUAAGUUAGAGUUGGAAAAGGAUGCCCUAGAAAAGGAAAAAACAGAAAAAAUGGCACUCUGUGAGCAGCAGGAAAAAUAUGAAGCUAUCAUCCAUAGACUUAAGGAAGAGAAAGAUCUGUUAGUAUCUAACCAAGAACAAGACAAGCAGUUGCUGAUUCAGAAACUCAAUUCUGAAAAAGAAGAUGCUGUACAAACUGCUUGUAAAGAAUUCGAAUUACAAAAGGAAGCUGCUGAAAAAGGGCUUUUGGAAAAAAUACAACAACUUGAGAUGCAAGUAAAUCAGAGUCCUCCCACUGAAUCAUCUGCUGAAUCAAGCUUGGUUGCUGAACUUCAAGAAAAGCUUCAGGAAGAAAAAAUGAAAUUCUUGGAGCAGCUUGAAGAACAAGAAAGAAGAAAGAAUGAAGAAAUGCAGAACAUUAGAACAUCUCUAACUGCAGAACAGCAGACCAACUUUAACACUGUUCUAGCAAGAGAAAAAAUGAAGAAAGAAAAUAUAAUUAAUGAUCUUAGUGACAAAUUAAAAAUGCUAACAGAACAGCAAGAAAAAGAUAAGGAUUUGAUUGAAACACUUUCUGAAGAUCGAGCUCGUUUACUUGAAGAAAAGAAAAAGCUUGAAGAAGAAGUCAGUAAGCUGAGAAGUAGUAAUCUUUCUCCGUCAACCUACUUAGCAGCAACUUCAGAAGCUUGUGGAGCCUGUGCAGCUGAUGUUCCCACUGAUACAGAGAGAUUGGCUUCUGACAUUGCACCUGAAGGGAGGAUGGACUCUACCAUGGAAACCAGUAUGAUGGCUGUGCAUGAAAACAUCCACAUGUCUGAAGAAAAACAGAGGAUCAUGUUGUUAGAAAGAACUUUGCAGUUGAAAGAAGAGGAGAAUAAGAGAUUAAAUCAAAGAUUGAUGUCCCAGAGCAUGUCAUCAGUAUCCUCAAGACAUUCUGAAAAAAUAGCAAUUAGAGAUUUUCAGGUUGGCGAUUUGGUUCUCAUAAUUUUAGAUGAAAGACAUGACAACUACGUAUUAUUUACUGUUAGUCCAACCUUGUAUUUCUUGCACUCUGAAUCUCUUGCUGCACUGGACCUCAAACCAGGUGAGUGUGCUUCAGGUGCAUCUAGGAGACCUUGGGUGCUGGGGAAAGUGAUGGAAAAGGAAUAUUGCCAGGCAAAAAAGGCUCAAAACAGAUUUAAAGUUCCUCUGGGUACAAAAUUCUACAGAGUGAAAGCAGUACCGUGGAACAAGAAAGUAUAACACAACAGAAUUUCAGUCCGUUCUGUUUCCAUUCUUUUUUGACUUGUCCUUCAGUGCUCAUUCGUCGCUCCAAAUACCAGGCCAUGUUUUUAUACUGAGUUCACGUGACAAAAUACUUCACUGAUGUACUGCUUUUACUUUUUAACAGGUCACAUUUUAGAAACAAGAGUUGCAUCAAAGUCUCUGGCCCUAACUGUUCCAAUUUUUUACCCUGAUAACUUUAGGAGUGUGGACCAAAUGCGUUCAUUUUCUCAAAGGGCAACCACAUGCAACAUGGUUUGUCAGCCAUGUUAAUUGCCUGUUAAAUAUACAUUAGCUUGUAUUUAGGUGUUAUGUGUUAGUUACCAUUAUUACCAGCAUAUGUCCUUUUGUGAAAUCAUUAUCAAAGUACUUGCACUCUUUAACAGAUUCUUUAUAUGUGUAAAAUUCAUCAACUAUUUAAAGAGGAGUGUUCAUUGCAUGCAGAUAAUCAUAUAAUUUUUCAACAUGAGUUUGCCUCAGUAGAUGAAUAAAAAUAACUACUGCAACUUGUUUCAUUACAUGAAAAUGCUCUUUAAUGUUAUUAAAAAAAAAAAAAAAGAAACAAAAAAAAAACAACAAAAAACCCUUGUAAUUUGAUGGACUGAUUUUGGAAAUCAGUCACAGUUAGAUCUGCAAUCUUCAAAAGCACUUUCAAUGGAUUGAUCACAGAUUCUGAAGGGAAGACACAUGUGCUGUUAGUUCAAAGUGAAGCACUUGUUCUUCCUGACAAACCAGAAAUCUUGUAUUAAUCUAUUUAGAAAAAUCAUAUUGAUGAAAUUGUAUUUCAUGGUUGAGUUUCAGGAAAAAACUCAUUGUACAUUAACCAUAUGAGAGUCAUUUAAGUAACAAAUUAUUGUAAUUGUAAAAGACAUGUAGAAUUUUAAAACAAUAAAGAUUUGAAACUGUAUGUGUUUGAAGCAUUUGUGUGCCUUUUAAAUAUUAACUUUCUAUAAUGUUUAUUUUAUAUUAAUCUGUUGUAGCUUUUCUCUGCUUACUUGAGCAAAGUUUCGUUAUAUAGAAAUAACUGUUUUCUCCAGUUCAUGUUCAAUAACAUUCAGUAAUUACAAGAAUUACCUUGUAAUAAUAAAAAGAAUUUCAGAAAUAAUUUUUUUCAGCAAUUCAAACUGAUAGGUGACAUUUUUUGAAAUGUAGUUAUUUAUUUAUUUCAUUUUAUUUUUAAUAACACUAUGAAAAGAUAUACCAUGAGUAACUAGUUGAAAGUGAAAUUCUUGGUUCAGUAAUAAGCUUAUGUCUAGAACUUAGUGGAUAAAAUCAUGUAACUGGUUUAUCUUCAGGAGGUGUACAGAGGAGGAAGGGAAAGGUAAAGAAAUUAUCAAAAUGAAAAUGUUGAUCCUUUUGCCCAUAUGUUGAAAAUAAUAUUCCUAUAGACUAACCUGUUAACUUGAGUACCCUGAAACUCCUGUAUAUGCUUUACUUAAAAGAAAAAAAAGUUAUUUCAAGUUACUUCAGAUGUUUUAAGUUGUGAAAUGCAUAGACUUGGAAUUGUAUCUCAUCUCUGAUUAAAAUAAAACUGAGACAGUUGAUCUCUGGAAAAUA
Phasianus colchicus (ring-necked pheasant) is the source of this 9326-nucleotide messenger RNA. RefSeq names its product RB1 inducible coiled-coil 1 (gene RB1CC1). Gene Ontology annotation, biological process: autophagy of mitochondrion; autophagosome assembly; reticulophagy. NCBI's taxonomy places the organism in Eukaryota, Metazoa, Chordata, Aves, Galliformes, Phasianidae. The record is from RefSeq and is a predicted model, not a curated record. Gene Ontology annotation, molecular function: protein kinase binding; molecular adaptor activity. Gene Ontology annotation, cellular component: phagophore assembly site membrane; Atg1/ULK1 kinase complex.